AUGGAAAACUCUGGAGACGAGCGAGACUCAAAUCCCCCGACGAGCGACGCUGAAUCCGGCUCCGAGGUCGAGGAUGCUGGACGCGACGCGACGGCUUGGGCUCGCAAGUUUCUCCUCGACGAUUCUUCCUCUGCACACCUUCCAAGCGCGUUUGAUGCCUACUUCACUCAGGCUGGUAAAUCAUCCAAGACCUCUUCAAACGUCUUCUCCCAACUUGUUCCGCCUCUUACUCCCGAAGAAUUCCACGAGCGUAUUCGUGGAAUGAAGGUUCCAGCACUGCUCAACGAGCGGAUAUCCGCACUUGAAGAGUCCCAUGUUAAUUACUUCCCGAUGUACCUUACCGAACUUGCCGUGAACUUCAAUCUCAUAUUCUAUGGCUUUGGUUCAAAGCGCAAGGUCCUCAACCGUUUCGCACGACUUUGUGCGAAGAAGGGACACGUCGUCAUCGCAAACGCGUUCUUUCCUAAUUUCGCUCUAAAGGACUUCCUCGCUUCAGCAGAACAAGUAAUCGGUGCCCCAGAUGUACCCAAUGCUGGCUCUGGGCUUGAAGCACAAUGCAGACGAAUUUUAGAGAAAUACGCUCGGAAGCCCACUGCGCGUCAUUUGUUCCUCAUUAUCCACAACAUCGACGCCCCAGCACUUCGUUCUGAACGUGCUAAGAGCUGUCUUGCAGCACUUGCAUCACAUCGGUCUAUUCACAUAGCAGCUUCCGUCGACCACAUCAAUGCCCCACUCCUUUGGUCAACAACAGAGUCUUUUGCACAACCCAAAGCCAGACAAUCGAGCGGAAGUGAAAAUCACAGUAUUGCAGGACAAGCUCUUCCAACAGGCGGCUUCUCUUGGCUUUGGCACGAUCUUACAACGAUGCAGUCAUACGAUUUCGAGCUCACUUACGCAGACCGCACGUCCUACGCAGGCACAUCAGUUGGGCAACGAGGACGCGGUAUACAAGCUAACAUAGCUGGUAUUGGUACCGCGGGCGGGAUGAUCGCGGAGGGAGCAGCAAAACACGUCCUCGCAUCCGUGACAGCCAAGGCGAAGCGCCUCUUCGCGCUCCUCUGCACGCGGCAAACUGCCGCGAUGGACGCUCUCGCGGCCGAGACGGGUUCCGGUGCUCCCGUGCAGCCCGGGCCACAUGUCGCGACGAGCUAUGAACUACUUUUCGCGGCUGCGCGAGAUGAAUUCAUUGCAACGAACGAUACAGCGAUGCAGGCAUUACUCGGCGAGUACCGCGACCAUGGUCUCGUGGUCUCGUCAAGCGCUGCAGACGGUAGCGGGACAUUGUGGAUUCCUCUACCGAAAGACGCUCUGACACGCCUCGCUAGCGAAAUCAGUUGAAUACUAAACUCCGC
This is a messenger RNA of Fomitiporia mediterranea MF3/22, 1352 nucleotides long. RefSeq names its product origin recognition complex subunit 2. The record is from RefSeq and is a predicted model, not a curated record. NCBI's taxonomy places the organism in Eukaryota, Fungi, Basidiomycota, Agaricomycetes, Hymenochaetales, Hymenochaetaceae. Gene Ontology annotation, molecular function: DNA replication origin binding. The transcript has a single exon. Gene Ontology annotation, biological process: DNA replication. The coding region runs from base 1 to 1338 and encodes 445 amino acids. Gene Ontology annotation, cellular component: nuclear origin of replication recognition complex; nucleus.